Molecule: messenger RNA, 375 nt
Organism: Aspergillus luchuensis
Lineage: Eukaryota; Fungi; Ascomycota; Eurotiomycetes; Eurotiales; Aspergillaceae
Gene: PIN4
Product: peptidylprolyl isomerase
Exons: 3
Coding region: 1-375 (124 amino acids)
Biological process (GO): rRNA processing
Molecular function (GO): peptidyl-prolyl cis-trans isomerase activity; DNA binding
Source: RefSeq, a predicted model, not a curated record
AUGGCACCCAAGAACAAAGGCGGCGACAAGAAGGGCAAGGAUGGCGGAGACAGCAACAGCAAAGGCGGCGGAAAGGGCCUCAAGCCUGCGAAUGCUAUUAACGUGAGACAUAUUCUUUGCGAGAAAUUCUCCAAAAAGGAAGAAGCCCUAGAGAAGUUGCGCAACGGAGCCAAAUUCGACGAAGUCGCGAGGGAAUUCUCGGAGGAUAAGGCUCGGCAGGGCGGCUCCCUUGGCUGGAAGACCCGGGGCAGUCUGGAUGCGACGUUUGAGAAGGCGGCGUAUGAUCUGGAGCCGAGUACGACGGGAAACCCCAAGUAUGUGGAUGUGAAGACUGGGUUUGGGUACCAUAUUAUUAUGGUUGAGGGGAGGAAGUAA